This is a messenger RNA of Naumovozyma castellii, 618 nucleotides long. It is a transcript of the gene TSR2, whose product is annotated as Tsr2p. NCBI's taxonomy places the organism in Eukaryota, Fungi, Ascomycota, Saccharomycetes, Saccharomycetales, Saccharomycetaceae. The record is from RefSeq and is a predicted model, not a curated record. Bases 1 to 618 code for a protein of 205 amino acids. The transcript has a single exon.
AUGAGCAAUACAAUAGAUAUCACUGAAUUCGUGGAAGUACCUGAAGGACAAUCCACUUUAUGCUUUCCGGAUGAGAAACAGCAGGCCCGUUUUGAGCUAGGCGUUUCCAUGAUGGUUCACAAAUGGGAUGCUCUGGAUACCGCUGUAGAAAAUCAAUGGGGUGGACCAGACUCAGAGGAAAAGAGAGAUUGGAUUACUGGUAUUGUCGUGGACUUGUUCAAGUUGGGGAGAGUGGUUGAUGUUGCCUUGAUUGAGGAGACACUGCUUUAUGCUAUGGUAGACGAAUUCGAAACCAAUGUGGAAGAUGACUCGGCCUUACCAAUCUCAAAGGGAAUACUGGAUCUUUAUAAUCAAUGUUAUGCACUACAAUAUGGAACCGUGGAGGAAUUAUACUCGGAUUGGUUGGAGAAGCAAAAGACUAAAAAAGUCAAGAAAAAUAUUCAUAUUCAUAAUGAUGAUGAUGAAUCUUCAUCAGAUGAUAACGGUAGUGGAGAUGAAGAUGAGGACUUUGAUAUGGAUGAACAAGCCCAAGAAAGACCAAACCUGAUUCAAGAACCUAUAAUAGAUGACGAUGGUUUUGAACUUGUUCAAAAGAAGGGAAAAGGUAGAAAAUAUUGA